Messenger RNA from Daldinia loculata, 1119 nucleotides. RefSeq lists its product as uncharacterized. The record is from RefSeq and is a predicted model, not a curated record. The coding region runs from base 1 to 1119 and encodes 372 amino acids. The transcript has 3 exons. NCBI's taxonomy places the organism in Eukaryota, Fungi, Ascomycota, Sordariomycetes, Xylariales, Hypoxylaceae.
AUGGACCUUUUCUUUGACACGGAAGAAUUCACUCCCAGUUCUAUUACCGAGCAAAACACGAGACCCAAGGUGCGCCUCUCGAGGAACUUCGUCAUUGGCAUAUCUGGUAACAUCUCGUCCGGAAAGACCACUUUGGCUCUCCUCUUAGACGCCGAUGGGUCUGUCCGGGACCUUCAACCUUGUCACGCCGUAAUCCACGAGGAAUUUUUCCGGAUACCCGAAAAAGAGCUGGUUGAAACCAAGUCACUAGACUAUGUCUCCCUGCGCCCACUGCCCGAGGACCUGAGCACCCCAUACUUUUGCAUAUCGGAUAUGUCAGCCCGUAAUGUCAUCAAUCGUCACCGCGCUGAGUGCUAUAAUACGCAAUUAUUCGCCCGCAUGGUCGACAAUCCAGACCGCAUCUACGACACCACGAGGAAAUACUACUUUUGGAACGACCAGGACCAAGCUUCCCUCGCGGGCCGAGCUCUUCAGCAGCUCUCGUGGACUGCCAUAGUGAGGGCGGCCAAGGUCCUGAACACCGAGAUGUGGGCCGUUCUCUUGACUUCGAAAAUGUUCCCCUUCUUGAGUGAGCACGUGCUGCUAGAAAAAGGUGCGCAACCCACCGUGGCUAGACGCUUCACAAUCGUCGAAGGUUCUUUGCUGCUCGCUCGCAACGACGACGAUCCGGUCGGCUGGGCACCCCCGGGAAGCGAGAUCGCCUCGCUACGGGACUUGAAAUCCAUACAAAACCGCCUCGACGUGUGUCUGUAUUUGAGCCUGCCCUCUACAUCGGCAUUUGACAAUCGCUUCCAGGACCCAAGGUACAAAGAAGCGGUAUGGGGCGAUAGCGAGAACAGGGAGUACUGGCGGAGCCGUGCGUAUUUUUGGAAGGUUGCCUCGCCGCAGCAUGACCGGUACCACAAGUAUAUCGACGAAGAAUUGGAAUCGUUCCGAAGCAAGGAAAAAACAGAGUUAAAGUUAUUGAAUAGCGACAAGACUUUCAAGGGCAUACACGUGCGACCGGUAGGCUUGGAAACCCUCGAACACACGCUGAUGUGGGCUUCCGAGAUCGUGGGUGCCGAAUUGGGGAAGAGGUUGCUCCUGGAUUACAGCAUAGAGGCGGGGGGUCACAUAUGA